Molecule: messenger RNA, 828 nt
Organism: Caenorhabditis remanei
Lineage: Eukaryota; Metazoa; Nematoda; Chromadorea; Rhabditida; Rhabditidae
Exons: 3
Coding region: 1-828 (275 amino acids)
Source: RefSeq, a predicted model, not a curated record
AUGCGGUCGAGGAAGCCAUUUUCCAAAAAAGCAGGAUUGUCGAUCAGCUCAGGAGAAAGAAAGUCACUCGAAUAUCUGGAACAGGACGUGGAGCGAGAGAGAGUCGAGUUUUCGAGCUUGCUCAAAGUGGGAUGGAAAGCUGUUCAGCAGGUUUCAGAAGCAGUGGAACUGAAGAUCGAGGAGAUUCAAGAAACGUCUGAAGCUGUGGAGAAAAAGAUUGAUGAUGUUCAAAACAACAUCAAAAAAGGAUUCAAAAAUGAAGAGUUCUUCGAAAGAAUGGCAAGACUGCUCGAAUACAGAUUAAGACGAGUAGAAGAAAUUCAGAAGGCGGGAGCCUCUGCGAGCACAGACAAUCAAGUCAGAAUCGUCUUCAAAGAAACUGGAACGUCACCAUGCCAAUUGGACAGAUCGCCGGACAGAAGAAGAUCACCGUCACCAGUCAGAAGAAGAUCUCCGUCACCAGUCAGAGUCAGAAGUCCGUCACCUCAGCCUACACACAAUCGACGCCAACACUCUCCACAUGAAGAAAGAAACCGCCAUCCGGGAUCUCAACAAGGAACCGGAAGUAGCAUCCCAAAGCUCGACGGGACAGAUUGCACCAGCGAUCAAGAUGCACCAGAUGCCUCCGUCCUCAUCCCAAUGCACCAAACCACAGAUGCCCCCCAGUCAAGCAGUGCUACUACUGCAACAGCAGCGGCAGACACCACAGAAGUGUCUGCAUCAGCCGGUAAACUGAAAAUUGAGAUACUAUUGGAAUAUCACUUGGAGCUUGCUGGAGAUCAGGGACGAGCGGCAACGCAAAAUUUCGGCAACCCGACAAUCCGGUAA